CUAGAGGAGUAUCUGAAGUAUUUUGAUUCAAUAUGGCGGAAGAAAAUUGUCCCAGACGAAACAAAUAGAAAAGGAGUUAUAUAUUCAGCAUCUAAGUAACAGAAUGAUAACCCUGAUGGUAACGGAAGAAGGAAUGGUGGGAUGUUUAACCAAGUAUGAAUAAAGGUAGACAUGAGGCUCAGAGAGGAAACAACAUGCCGACGACUAAUCAAAAGUCAACUGAGUUCCCUUGUCAGAAUGGGGCAGAAAGUCCCAUGAGUCAGUUUUCCAGUGAGAAUGAGAAGUCAUCUCCAGAAUCAUCCGAGAAACGUAAAGAGAAAACAUUCAAUCCAGAUUUUUCGAAUGAGGGUCAUAAUAGAUUGGUAAAUGGCAGCAACCCAUCUGUCAACGGGCCUGUUAAUGGAUUCUUACAUGAUGACACAGAUACUCAUAGGGCAACUACAGCAUCUGUUAGCUCGCAGGAAGAAGUUACUGCGUCGGGUCAUUCUUCAAAUUUUGUUGUGAACUGUAGCCGCUGUAGUAAAUACAAGAGACCCCCUCAAGUCAAUGGGUCACAGAAGAGACAAAAGUCACCAAAAGCAAGUAGACCUAAGUCUAUGUCAUGGAGUCGUGUUGUCAAACACAGAAGAGAUCAAAGAGAACACGAGAAGAAAACUGGUUCAAAGUCUAAAAAAGAAAAAUACAUGUACCCAGAACUUGACUCUAGUUCAGAUGACUCAUGUUACUGUUUCAGUUCUCCAGAGAAUGGGGAGGUACACAGUUAUGAUAGAUCAUCUACAGAAUCUGAAGGAGAUGACAAGGAAUAUUCAAGAAAAGAUGGUAAUUCUAAAUCCAAACCAAAUCACCACUCCAGGACAAGUGAACAAGUAAAAUACACCAAUGGUCAUCAUGAACAAGUUCAUACUGUAAAUUUACCACCUAGGUUUGAAGAUAUGCCAAUAACUGCCCCCUUAGCAGUCCCGGAGGAUAGCGAUGGGUCUUCUCAAAAUUCUGGUUGUGAUUUUAAAGAAAAAGAGACAGAUGUUGGAAGUGAUCAAAAUCAGUUGUCUGACACCAACCAUGGAAACAAAACCAGUGAUGUUGAACAAAGUAUAAUAGGAAUAGGUAUGCUUGAAAUUGAAAAAGAGGUUGAAAAUGUUUUCACUCAUGUAUCCAGUUCAGAAAGUUUGGAGGAGAUUGCAGAUGAAGAGAACUCGAGCGAGAUUCCUUUGAAUAGAGGUGGUUUGGUUGUAGAGGAAGUGACUGUACCUUCUAGUUCAGAAAGUCUGGAUGAAAUUGGAGACUAUAUAGAAACAGAUUUUCCUUCUCGAGCCAGUCGUCACAUGUUUGCAUCUAGCUCAGAUCAUUCUUCAACAUCUAGUGAUGAAGAUGAAGGAUAUGGAGUUAAUCAGGAAAGAGAUUUACACAAUAAAGAAAAGAAGUUAUCUUCAAGCCAAGGUCUGCAAAUCAGUGAAAAUGGAGAGAAACAAAGUAAUGAGCCUCAAAGUCCACAGUCUUGCCAUGACUCCCAUGAUGAUAAAAAAGAUUAUUCACAAAUGGAUGAAUUGGAAGCUUUUCAUACAGACUCAUUUGCUGAUGUAACAGCAAAUUUAUGUUAUAGCAUGGAAGGUCAGUCGUCAAGUAUUGCAUACACCUGUAGGCCAAAGUAUGUAACAAAGAACAGUGAGGAAAGCAGUGAAAAGCCAGGGUCAGAUUCCUCCCACAUGUACUCGCCAGAAACAGAUUUCUUGGAUUCUGUUGACUCUGACGUGCCCACGUCUGCUUCAAGCUUGCAGCAGAUGUUCUUGUUCAGUCAAGACUUGGACAAUCCUAGUGUGAUAGGCCAUAGAAAUGGUGAGAGAAAUUUGUCCGAGUUCUACAUGUUUGAUCCAUUUGGUUACGCAUCCAAUGAUCUACAAGGUGCUGAAGGAGGGGUUACAAAUGACUUGAGCAUGAGAAGACAUUCAUUUGAGUUUGAUGAUGUUGAGUGCAAUAUGGAAUCUUAUGACCCUCAUCUCUGUGUAGAUGACAAUGAACAUUUUAAUUAUCUGGAUACCUACAAACAUGGAAAAGUGCCACAAGCCAAUUUUCAAAAUUCAGAAAGCAACAGACAAGAGAAGGUGUUUUUUAAAGAACUGGAAAAAGAGAACAGGUCAACACCCCAUUGUGAUUCUUCCGAUGAAGAAGAGAAUUUGAGUUUCCGUCUACAAAGGGAACAUCAGGGUAACGUUCAACUGGGACAUUUUCCUCAAGAAAAUGGACCUUGUAUGGUACUUGAAGAUCUGGAAAAUCCAACACAUGCUGUGAGAAAUGCAGUCAUUAUGCCCCUGCCAAAUAAACUGGAUGAAUCUUCAGGGGAAAGCUCCGAAGAUCCAAUCUAUGAAGAUAUUGAUAGUUUAGAGGCCUCUCUGUCCUCCAUAGAUAAUUUACAUGCAGUGCAAGAGGAAAACACUUGUGAUACUUAUUCGAAGGGAAUGUGUAAGUUUGAUCGGCGUAGGCGUCGGGGGAGGCGACCAGUGGACGUAGAGAAGGUGAUGAUCUGGCAUGAAUACGAGGCUUACCUGUUACAGGUGAAACAGAUCGGAACAUCUGCCUGUGGCCCCACAGCGGUGCUAACAGUUCUGAAAGCUUUUGAUUAUCAAGUUGAUAAGGAAGAAGUAUGCAAGAAAAUUGUAACCAACAUCAGAAUGGAAACAGCUCCGAUCAGUUACUAUCUGUUCUCCAGAUCAGUAGCAGGUACGACAGCUCAGCAGUUGAUUGAAGGUAUCCACAGUCUGACCAGAGGCACCAUACAGGGUAGAUUUUUCCACUUUUAUCCAGCCAGAAAAGUAGAGCUACUCAAGUGGUUAGGUGGUUGGAUCAAGAAAGGUGCUGUGCCCAUAGCAACAUUGAAUUUACAGAAGGGGGUAAAACCUGGAUGGACCAUUCCUGAUGCUUGGCAUCAUCAGAUGAUAUACGGAGUCAGUUCCAAAGGUGUAUAUUUGACAAAUCCACUAGAAAUAGUUCCUGAGGAGACGAUCAUGGAACAGCUGACCAGUGAUUCUAUCCUCUUGGUCCGGCGUCAGGACGUGGUCAAUCGGUUCCGCGACUGGUCUCCCCUCAAUGAUCUAAUCACCAAGAACGACAAGAGAUGGAACGAUAUGAAUGUUUUAGGUCAGGUGGUCAACGUGCUUCGUGAUGCCUGCACCGCUAUGUAUCAGCAACCACCCAAUUAUCGCGCCCAGCUAACCACCCAUAUCUCGAUCCCUGCGGCCUACAAAGCUGGUAUAACUCUGUAUGUUCGUCAAAACACUGAAGUGGCACAAGAGCUUUUUAAUGCACCUGAGCUAGAGUUUAAGGACUAGGAAUGCUCCGUCAACUUUGACCUCUCCUGUAUCAUCACCUUGGUAACUUGGUGCUUUUCAGCAUUAUUUCAGGUGGCUUCAACUUGAGUCUUUCCGCAUAUUUUCUUUUCAAACCAAUGCCUAAAAGUGCUGUUUGUUACUUUUAACUGUUAGUGGUUGUGUGCAUGGACUUUUGUUUUAUUACUCUUACCAGUGAAACUUUAAUCUGAAGUUCUCUAUAAUUUUGAGUCAAUAUUAACAUAUGUUAGAUAUGUUCUUUACUGUAGGUAAUGCCCUCUGCUAAGACAUGGCUAUUCAUCGUGUAUAUUAAUAAAUGUAUGUACCUGUUGAAAAAUUCCACUGAGGCAGUGUAAUCAAUAAUUACCGUUAUAACAUUGUAAACAUAUGUACUGUACAUUUACAGGUUUGGAAAUUCUCUUAACAGAAAUAUUAAAAUAUAUAUUUGGUGAUUCAUUUGACCAUAUUUUGUUGUCAUGUAUUUCAAUAAUGCAUUGUAUUGGUCGAUGCCUGUUUUAACAGUGUUUCAGUGUGAUGCAAGAUGAAUUCCAUUUAUCAUUACAUGUAAUAAACAUCCUUUUGAUUUCAUUUUAUUAGAACUUGCUAAUGAUUGUGUGAAUAUUUUGCAAAAAAAAAACGAAGCCCUCAUAACUGAUGAUAUUUGAAUUAGAUUUAUGGAUUCUAAAUCAUUAUUUUUCAUGAGAACAAGACAGGCAUAACAAAUAGAAUUUAAUGUAUGAUAUGAUAAUUGUACAUACUUGUAGUAUUGAAAGUCGAACAUAAUGUGUAUUUUGUGGAUUCCUACACUUUCACUAGUGCUUAUGAGACUCGGCACACGUUUAGUAUACACUGUAAGGUAAUUCUUCCAAUGGAUUCAUUGCCUUUGCCUUGAAAGCUUGUUAUUUUUCAAAGUAUUUGUACACUGACUUCAUCUUUCAAGAUUUUAUGAGAUUUUAUCCAACUCUUUAUUUUUUUGAACAAGAACUGCAGGUCUGAUUGUAAUGAUUUUGACCAAAGAUUAACUUUAUUUUUACAUGUAUCUAAAUCUUCGUUUAAAGUGUGGCAUGGAUGUUUACAAGAAUGAUAUAAACCGGUUUACUGUGAGAAUGACUUGACGACUAGUGAGGAGGGAAUUCUUUGUUUUACUGAGGAGAGAGUCCAUUACUUUCUUAUGCUACAUAAUCAUGUUACAGAAUCGCUACAAAAUAGUACUGUGGUGUUCUCAAUAUUGGGUUGUUUGUGGUAUUAAAUCAAUGUAUUUUUUCUUCCCUUUACCAUUGCUAUUUAGAAAGGAUUUUGCAAGUAGUUAAGAUGGAUGCAUAAUAAGAUUAUGUGUUUGUAUUCUUUAUACAUUUAUGUAUGUAUGUAUGAUCAAUGAUGUACUUGUGUACAUGCAAUGCAAAAAAUAAAUCAUGCUAGACUCUCAA
This is a messenger RNA of Magallana angulata, 4747 nucleotides long. RefSeq lists its product as uncharacterized. Lineage: Eukaryota; Metazoa; Mollusca; Bivalvia; Ostreida; Ostreidae. The transcript is spliced from 9 exons. Bases 156 to 3323 code for a protein of 1055 amino acids. The record is from RefSeq and is a predicted model, not a curated record.